AAAUUGACAAGACAAACAUUCAUUAAAUUGACCUUCAUCAACUACAAAUUAAUCAGUAUCAAGAAUAACGAAUUUAACACCACAACAACAAAAACAAAAGUAAACGCACAUAUCCUCAUCAUCACUUCUUGUUUUCUAGUACUUUGUUUCAUCCUUUAUUUUAGAUCGUGUGGUCAAUUUUAUUUCCCUUUUCUUAAUUUUCCAGAAAAGUUUUGUUCUGUCUCAACCGUGUCAAACUCUACGUGAAUCAAUUCAGAUUCUGCUUCUUGAUCGUUUCCAACCAUACAAAUCUCCCUCAUUCUUUCUCUCACUCUCUUUUCGAUUGGGUUAAACCAAAUUUUCGUUUCAUCUUUGUGUUCUGUUUCCCCUGUUUUUUUCUCUGUGUUGAAUUCAAUUGAACCGAUGUUUUGGUUCCUCCAAAAUCAAAAUUUUGGAGGAAUUUGAGAAUUGGGUUGUGAUUUUACGCCAAUUAGAUCAAAUGGGUUUCUUUCAAGUUUAUAGAUUUUCCUGAAUUUAGGGUUGAAUUUUUCUUUUUUUUUUUUGGAGGAGGAGUGUUGUUGUUGAUGGAUACUGUGUCUAAGAAGGAUGGUGUUAAUGGGUGUGUGAACAAGCCUGUGGCUUCUUUGGAUUGUAAAAAGGUUGUUGAAGAUCAUGUAAAUGGAAAAAAUGAUAGUGAUUCGAAUUCUUUGUUGACACUCCCUAAAAGAGGAGGAAUGUCGCGGAAAUUGAAUAAGAGUAAGACAAGUAAGAGAGUGCAGUGGAAUGAUAUGAUUGGAAACAAGCUUGUUGAAGUGAUGGAAUAUGAACCAAGUGAUGAUAGUGACUCGGAGGAUGACGAUUCUUGUAUCUGCUCAGUAAUGUAGAGAUGAUCCUGAUAACCUGUCUCAAACUUCAAACUGAACAGAUCGAGGGGAAACAUUAUUAAGGUUGCUGCUAGAGCCUGAAUUUGACGCGCUAAUAUAAUGAUUUGUACCUAUUCUCCAAUAACCAAGACAAGUAUCUCCUUGUGAUUGCCAUUGUUUGGAUCUAGUUCUUCUGACCAGGUUUUGACAAUUUCUGAGGUUGACUCCUUGCCGGUUCUCUAUGAAGAUCAAACUAAACACAUGGCAUCCAUCAAUUUUGACUAGGAAGGUGCUGAUAGGAGCACGGCUACCAUGUAUGAAAAACUAAAUGAGCAUUUUCAUGCUUCUCUACGUAUUUGACAUUCAAUUGCUGUUCAUGUUGUAAAUGGAAGAGGUGGUACCUCGGUCUUUUAUCGGUUUAUUUUCCUAGUUACUCAAUAUGCAGAAUGAAUUUUCAUGACAAGCACUUGUACUCGGGUAAUUCUGCUGUUCUUUGGUUCUGUCUGUUCCAUUGCUGGAGUUUGUACUUUUCAAAUAUCAACCUAUUUUUUCUU
Messenger RNA from Lathyrus oleraceus (garden pea), 1396 nucleotides. RefSeq lists its product as uncharacterized. Lineage: Eukaryota; Viridiplantae; Streptophyta; Magnoliopsida; Fabales; Fabaceae. The coding region runs from base 564 to 863 and encodes 99 amino acids. The record is from RefSeq and is a predicted model, not a curated record. The transcript has 2 exons.